AAUAUUAUGGCUACCACCCAAAACCAAAGUUAUGGCAAGAAGAUGGCCUUUGCAGGAGUUGCAAGUAUCUGAGCUGGGUCUGCUACCCACCCAAUCGAAACAGUCAAGACAAGAAUGCAGGUCGUCGGAGAAGUCGGCGCGAGAAGCACAGUUGAUUACAAAGGAAAUUUCUUCAAAGCUGCCAGAGUUGUAAUAGAAAAUGAAGGAGCUUCUGGGCUACUCAAAGGUAUUCAGGCGACCUGGAUGAGAGAAAGCAUCUAUAGCAGUUUGAGAUUAGGACUGUAUGAACCAAUCAAGCAUUCCCUUGGUCAUACCGAUAAAAGAAACACCCCGUUUUAUAUAAAAUUCUUGGCAGGGGGAAUCAGUGGAAUGUUGGCUUCUUCGGUUGCGAAUCCAACCGACGUCUUGAAGAUUAGGAUGCAGGCUAUGGAGAAAGAUCACCAUAAUGUACUUUGGCAUAUCAGGGACAUUAUGAAGAAUAAUGGGGUGCUUGGCUUCUACAAAGGACUUCAGGCUACAAUAGUCAGAGCCAUUAUGCUGAACGCUACAAAGCUUUCGACUUAUGAUCACAUUAAGCACACACUGAUAAAUUUGGGAAUCCUUGAAGAAGGAUAUUUAUGAUAUUUCAUUGCAUCUACUUGUGCAGGAAUGAUAAUGGCAACUGUCACAGCGCCUUUCGAUAUUGCAAGAACAAGGAUCAUGAACCAGCCUCACAACAAGAAGCUUUACGCAGGGCUCACAGACUUCUUGAUCAAGACCAUCCGGAAUGAAGGCCCUAUGGGUCUCUACAAGGGAUUUACACCCCAAUGGAUGAGGUUUGGUCCAUUUACGGUGAUCCAACUGAUGACUUGGGAACUUCUAAUAAAUUUAUUUGCAAUUAGAGCUUAG
This is a messenger RNA of Moneuplotes crassus, 888 nucleotides long. The record is from the annotation of a GenBank genome assembly. Lineage: Eukaryota; Ciliophora; Spirotrichea; Euplotida; Euplotidae.